AUGCGCUACAUUCUCACCGCGAGCGCCUUCGCGGCCAUCGCGAAUGCGCAGACAUGGUCGCAGUGCAACCCCAUGGAGAAGGAAUGCGAUAACAACCCGGCCAUCGCGAAGACCUUCGAGAGCAAUUUCAAGAGCGGAGAGGGUGCACUCAAGGGAUGGCAGCAAACCGCAAAGGGCGCCGAGUUCACCGACGAGGGCAUCCUGUUCAGUGUCAAGAAGACGGGCGACGCUCCUACGAUCCAGAGCGACGGCUACCUCCACUUCGGUUACGUUGAGGUCACAAUGAAGGCUGCCCGAGGCGCGGGUAUCGUUUCAUCCAUUGUCCUCGAGUCUGACGAUCUGGACGAGGUUGACUGGGAAUUCAUCGGCAGCGACGCCACCCACGCCCAGAUGAACUACUUCGGCAAGGGCAACACCACCGUCUACGAUCGCAUGAUCAUGGCCGAUGUUGCCAGCAUCGAGGAAGUGCACAGGUAUGCGCUGAAUUGGACCUCCGAUGCCCUGACCUGGCUUAUCGACGAUGCCCCUGUGCGCACCCUUAACUACGGUGAUGCCAACGGCGGCAAGAACUUCCCCCAGACACCUUGCAACGUCCGCAUUGGUAUCUGGGCUGGCGGUGACUCCAAGGACCAGGGAACCCGGGACUGGGCUGGCGGCAAGGUCGACUACUCUCAAGCUCCCUUCAACCAGGUCGUCGAGAAGGUCAAGAUCACCAACUACUCUCCCGGAAAAGAGUACGAGUGGACAGACAAGUCUGGCUCGUUCGAGUCGAUCAAGGUCAUCGACGGUGAGGGCGUUUCCAGCGGCGGUUCCGCCAACAAGACUGAGCCCUCCACCACCGAGAAGGCCGGCGAGAACGGCGCUGCUGCGACCAGCACUCCCUGCACCGAGGAGGCUACCACCAGCACCCCACCCCCGGAGGAGACUCCCUGCGACUGCGAAGUUGAGACUGUUACCGUGACUGGCCCUCCCCGAGCACCGAGACUUCUGAUGUCCCGCAGCCGCCUCAGAGCACCCCUCCCCACCGCAAACUUCGGACAGCCCGCCCCCACCAGAGUCGACCAGCUGCACUGA
Messenger RNA from Didymosphaeria variabile, 1074 nucleotides. RefSeq lists its product as uncharacterized. Gene Ontology annotation, molecular function: hydrolase activity, hydrolyzing O-glycosyl compounds; glycosyltransferase activity. NCBI's taxonomy places the organism in Eukaryota, Fungi, Ascomycota, Dothideomycetes, Pleosporales, Didymosphaeriaceae. Gene Ontology annotation, cellular component: fungal-type cell wall. The coding region runs from base 1 to 1074 and encodes 357 amino acids. The record is from RefSeq and is a predicted model, not a curated record. The transcript has a single exon. Gene Ontology annotation, biological process: fungal-type cell wall organization; carbohydrate metabolic process.